Strongyloides ratti is the source of this 474-nucleotide messenger RNA. RefSeq lists its product as hypothetical. The record is from RefSeq and is a predicted model, not a curated record. NCBI's taxonomy places the organism in Eukaryota, Metazoa, Nematoda, Chromadorea, Rhabditida, Strongyloididae. The transcript has 2 exons. Bases 1 to 474 code for a protein of 157 amino acids.
AUGAAAUUUAUUUUAAAUCUCGUUACUAUUUUAGUUGCUACUUUUGUUGCAACAUUUUUAUGUAGAAGAACAAGUUGGAAUGGCCGACCUAUAACAAUUAAACUAAUUCCAAUAUCUUAUGAAGCUGUAGUAGUUGCCAAGUUUUGUCUUCGUAUGUUUGAUAAAAAAACUGGAAUAAGACAUAGAGUUCGUAGAGUUAUAUAUGCCAUUAAAAUAAUUACUGAAUUUGGUAAAAAUGUUAGCAUUGUUUUUAGAGCAAGUGAUAGAGAAAACAAUACAAAUAAACUACUUUAUGAAGGAGAAUAUUAUCGUCCAUUUUUAGAUAAAAAAACUAAAAAGUAUGGGCGUAAAAUAUGCAUUCCUGCAUUGUAUAAUGGAACAGGAGUAAAAGUUGAACCAUUAGAAACUACAACUCUUCCUCCAAAAUAUGCAGAGUUGUUAGAAAAAUGUAGAGGUAUUUAUCCCUAUGAAUAA